AUGAACGGCAACAUGUUAAAAGCAAUGGUGCAGCCUUUAAAACUUUCCUCAACUUUACGAUUCCUGAGAACGACAAGGUUAUUUCAAACUAGUAGUUUUGAGUUCCUUCCGCUGUCAAAAAUUAACAAGGAUGAUUUGGGACACUCCAUAAUUUAUCAUAAAGGAACCCUACCUCCGGGUUCUCCCAAAACCGCGCAUGAUAUAGUUUCCACUGGUGUGAAAGCGGCAAAAAUUCUCUCAUUGUCAUCGUCAGUAGCCGGAGUAAUUAUGGUUCCAAUUCUUUCUAAUUAUUUGUGGGAUGCCGCUGCCGAACGCCCAACAAUGAUGAUGUUCGCAAUAGUGGCCAACACUUUCUUGGUGCUUUUAUCGUUUACUCCAUUGUUACUUCAUUUCUUGGCGAAACGGUUUCCGCUUGAUAUUUUCUACAACAAUGACACAAAGACAUUUACGACAAUAAGCUACAACUUCCUGAUGCGACGACAAGCGUUGAGGUUUAACGCAAAUGAAGUUGUUGAUGCCCAAGUUGCUCCCGAAAUGAAAAAAGUUUGGAUUCCUUUGGCAACCGCGUUCGUUGCCAAAAAGCCAUUGUUAAUCUCGCUAGACCGUAAUCAGUACAUUGAUAAACUCGCAUUCGACGAACUUACAAAAAAUAUUGAUAUUCCCCUUAACCAUGAUUAG
This is a messenger RNA of Caenorhabditis bovis, 678 nucleotides long. NCBI's taxonomy places the organism in Eukaryota, Metazoa, Nematoda, Chromadorea, Rhabditida, Rhabditidae. The record is from the annotation of a GenBank genome assembly.